UCCCCUCCGCCCCCUCCGACAAGAUGGAGGCUAGGCUCGUCCGUCUCCAGGAAGCGGCGCUGUGAGGUGGAAAAGGAAAAGAGCCGUUAAUCCGCUUGCCCAGCUGAAGCACACGGCCCAUGUCGCGGCCCAGAGGUUCCUAGGAUUAGGACAUGGACAUCUUUGCUGGCUACAAAGAUUUCCCGCUGACCACACCUUCCUGCUCAGGGCUCUGAGAGGUGGCUCUCACCAGCCUUCAGCAGAUGUAUCACUAAGGAGCAGGCAGAGACAGGUGUGGUCGGAGAGGGCAAGAGGCUGCCAUUGUGGGGACGGCGGUAGCUGCGUGGAUGGGCAGGAGGUAGGAAGCUCAUUGAGGUGCAUGGCUCGGGUAGGUGGAAUGAAGACAGCCACCCCACCGGCAGCCCCCGACCUGCAGGUGUCGGGGAUGGCUCCCCUCAGCAGGAUCGGCAUCCGCCGCAGCACCAAGCGAGACCGGAAGUCCAUCACCCUGCAUGUGAAGCUGGAGGUGCUGCGGAGGUUUGAGGAGGGUGAGAAGCUGACGCAGAUCGCCAGGGCACUGGGGCUGGCCACCUCCACUGUGGCCUCCAUCCGCGUCAACAAGGAGAAGAUCCAGGCCAAUUCACAGGCGGCCACGCCAAUCAGUGCCACUCAGGUGACACGCUGCCGGAGUGUGGUGAUGGGCCACAUGGAGCGCCUGCUAAGUCUGUGGAUUGAGGAGCAGAAGCGACAGAACCUACCUGUCACCACGCUGCUCAUCCAGGACAAGGCACGCCAGCUGUUUGCGGAGCUGCAGCGUGAGCAGGGUGAGGGUGCCCAGGCUGAGACCUUUGGGGCCAGCAAUGGCUGGUUUGCCCGCUUCAAGGCACGCCACAACGUGCUACUGACGGAUGAACCUGCUGUGGCUGAUGCCCAGGCUGCUGCCCGCUACCCUGCAGUGCUGCGUGGCAUCCUGGAGGAGGGCCAUUACUUGCCGCAGCAGGUCUUCAAUGUAGACGAGACAGGCCUGUUCUGGAAGCGGCUGCCUGAACGCACACUAUUGGCAUUGGAGGGGGCAGCCGGGCCAGGGCCCAAGGCAUCCAAGGACCACCUGACCCUGCUCCUUGGUGGCAAUGCAGCUGGCGACUUCAAGCUGAAGCCCCUGUUGGUGUACCCCUCAGAGAACCCACGCGCCCUCAAGGGCUGCUCUAAGGCCAGUCUGCCGGUCAUCUGGCGCUCCAACCGUAAUGACUGGCUGACGCCUAGCAUCUUCCAGGAGUGGUUUACUGGCUGCUUCUGCCCGGCCGUUGAGAAUUACUGUGCCCAGAACGGGCUCCCGCACCGUGCCUUACUGCUCCUGGACGUUGCACCCUGCCACCCCGCCCACCUGGAUGGUCUCUCAGCCCAUGUGCGUGUUGAGUUCCUGCCUAAGAACACCUCAACCCUGAUCCAGCCCAUGAACCAGGGUGUCAUUGCUGCCUUCAAGGCGCAUUAUCUGCGUCGCACACUCAGCCAGCUGGUGCAGGAGACAGCUGGUGAGGACCGACCCUCUGUGCAGGAGUUCUGGCGCAGCUAUACUGUCAUGACCGCUGUGGACAAUAUUGCUGAGGCCUGGGCAGAGCUGCAGCCUACCACUCUGAAUGGUGCCUGGAGGAAGCUGUGGCCUGAGUGUGUGCCUGACGGCAUCCCUGAGCCCGAUGCUGUGCCCCAGCUCCGCUGCAGCAUUGUGGCACUAGCCAGCCACGUGGGCCUUGGGGACCUGGCUGAGGCUGAUGUUGCCUGCCUGCUGCAAGCCCACGGGGAGCCCCUGCACCACAGCGGCCCCCAGUAUGCAGAGGACGGGGAUACUGGCUACUCUGGGCCACACUGGGAAGAAGGAAAAGGCUUGGCCUCCAAGAGACCAGAGCAGGAGCUCCCGGAGGCCAGGGAGGGUGCAGGGGCUGAGGAGGCUGGCUUGGGCAGGCUGAGCCCCGAGCACCUGGCCCAGGCUCUCUCCCACUUUGCCACUGGUCUGCGGGUCCUCGUAGACAAUGACCCCAACCGGGAGCGCAGCCUACGGGUGUCUCGGGGUGUCCACAGCGCACUUGCCUGUCUCCGGGAGCUGCAUCGAGACAGAAGGCGGCAGGCUCGGGUGGCUCUGGCAGCAAAGGAGUCGACUGGAGGACUCUCCUCACCUCAGGGGGGCCCCACGGAGGACACGCAGGUGGCUGAGGCCACAGACCCAGGAGGAUAUGCUGUGGCUGCCCUGCAAGUCCUUCCUGUGGAUUCUGGGUUUGGGUCUGACCUCAGAUGAGCUCUGUCCAGUGAUAAUUGUGUUUCUGGAGGGCAGAUGCUGCCUCUUUACCACCCACAUUUCUCGCAGCUUAUGCCUUGUGGCCUUUCUACAGCUGUUCACACAUGGUGCUGCUGGCUUGGGGGAACAGGAAAAUGGUCCUUCUUGAUUGGUUGGUAAGCUGUGGGGCCCCUGGAGUGCACAGUGACAGAGAUGCACCCCUACAGGUGAAGCAGUUGCCCUCCUGGUGGCGCUGAAGGGCCAAGGCUGAGAGACUAGCCUCUUGGUUUUUCCCAAUAUCCCAUUCUCUACUCUGUUGUGGUCUUUUCCAGCCAGUGUUCAGAGGAGAGUUCCUGCACUCAGCAUCUCCCUGCUCACCUCCCACGCUGUCUUCACCCCAUUUUGUUCUCUUGUUUGGUCAAGGUGUCUGGUGCCCUUCUUGUGCCUGAAUCUGUGGGCACAUGUUAGCCCUUGUCCUUACCCCACUGUGGCCUUUGAUACCAGGUACUGCUUCCAUGGUUUGGAGAUGUAUUCUUCCCCAGGCUUCUGUGACGAAGCUAGUAGCUUGGUUUCUCUCCAUUCUCUGCUGCUGAGCCUUCUACAGCUCUGAGGAUCUCGCUGGGUCUGGUGCUCUGGGAAAUCUCAUCCACUUCUGAGGGCUCAGUGUCCACCUCAGGGUUGGUUUCCAGCUCACUGGCUGCAGCCUAGCCUCUCUCAGCUCUAGACCCACAGCUCUAUCUCCAAUGGACAGAUCCCCCCACUCCCCUGAUAGCCUUGUCAUCUCCUCUCAUUCCAGCUUGGUCUCCUGCCACUCAAACUGUAACAACAGGGGUGCCCAUCCAACCCUACAGACACACCAUGCUGACCACCAAAACACAGAUCUUCAGCAAGGGAAGAUGUUUGCUCUGUGAGCAACAGGUGGUGGGAAAAAGAUAUCAGGCCUCAUGAGCACCUUUCAGCAUGGGCACCUGUGCAUGCAUGUGUCUGUGAGCCAAGAAAUAAAGAUGGGAGAAUGGAUUUCUGCCACCUCUGUCUUGGCUAAUGAUUGAGUGUAUUGAUGGGGCCUGCUGGCAAGAUGUUACAGUGGUUGGGGGCCCAGCCUUGCUGGAGGUCAGAUGAGGCCCCUUGCAUGCCUCCCCUGGAGGAGUGAAGUGAAGAGUGGAAGAAGUGAUGGAGCUUUUUGCUGGAUCCUGAUGACUGGGUUAAUGCAUUGUACGAAUCAUGAGCACUCCUAAUGUGCUAGGUAUUGGGGAGAGCAGUGUUGGCGAGAGUGGCUUCAGGAGCUGCCAGCCGAAAGGUCAUGAUUUGUGUGAUGGGGUACUUAUGAGGGACCCAGUACAAUCGGGGCAGAGGACAAGACCCAUGGGGAAGACUUUCUCGGGAAGUGACAUCCUAGGCUUUGUGGACAUUGCUGACAAGCUGCCAGAAAACCAGUCAUUUCAGAAUGCCACGUGUCAGAGAGGGGCUUGUCAGA
Molecule: messenger RNA, 3722 nt
Organism: Loxodonta africana (African savanna elephant)
Lineage: Eukaryota; Metazoa; Chordata; Mammalia; Proboscidea; Elephantidae
Product: tigger transposable element-derived protein 1-like
Exons: 3
Coding region: 359-2269 (636 amino acids)
Cellular component (GO): nucleus
Molecular function (GO): DNA binding
Source: RefSeq, a predicted model, not a curated record